Molecule: messenger RNA, 4134 nt
Organism: Blastomyces gilchristii SLH14081
Lineage: Eukaryota; Fungi; Ascomycota; Eurotiomycetes; Onygenales; Ajellomycetaceae
Exons: 8
Coding region: 1-4134 (1377 amino acids)
Molecular function (GO): protein binding
Source: RefSeq, a predicted model, not a curated record
AUGCCUACCAGGGCUUGGCUGAAGCGCCUUUGGGGGAAAAACCACCGGGCUAACAUCACCAAAGAUGCAACAACUGCUGUGAAUGCGAAUACGAUCCCAGAAUCGCAUAUCCCAAAGUUGGAUCCGGCUAACAUUUCGGUCUUCGUUGCCGCGUCCACCACAGUCCUCGCAAACUCAGACAGUUUAGGGGAACCCAGUUCGAAACAUACUCUAGAAGUUGUUAGCAUACAAAACGAGGCUCCUAAGCCUAUCCAGGACCUGAAUUUGAAUAGCCUCUGGGAUGAAGCAUACGAUGAGCUUCGAAAGGAAGACGCAAAGCUUGUAGACGCCUAUGAGCGAGACCUGCUUGCCAUUCAGGACUUGGAACAGAGAGCACCUGAAGGCGACGAUAGAGAGAUGCAGCUUCAGAAACUACUGAAUUCGAAGCUCCAGGACAUUGAACACUCGCAAAUGAGGAUUUCAAUACAUGGAAAAGAUGUUGUUAUUAAAGAUCAGGUUAGAAAAGUUGUGCACUCGAUCCUUUCGGUGAAGGAUUACAUCGGCACUGUGGCCUCCGUAGAGCCGCAUGCUGCGCUAGUAUGGACGGGAGUAAUGAUUAUUCUUCCAGCCAUUGCAAAUCCAAUCACACAAGAUGACGACGCUAUGGAAGGUCUUGAAUAUAUAUCGGAACUUCUGGUUCGGUGUAAGGUAAUGGAGGACACCUAUCGUGAAAACCUUGCAUGUACGCUUGCAGCCUCAAGCUCAGGCCCGCCAACAUAUCUGGUAGAAUUAAAUGCCUCCUUCAGAGCCCAGGCGAUCAGCAUUUACUCCCAGAUACUGAAAUAUCAAAUAAGCCUAUCCCAGCAAUACGCACGCCGAGGGCUAUUCCGCUUCUUGAGGGACUGUGUAAUUGCCGAUGAUUGGCAGGGUAUGCUAGAAAGCAUAAAAGCCACCGAGGAGGGCAUCGACAAAGUUUUGGAUACACUCGAUAGCAGAGCCUUGAAAAUGAUAGGCGAGCAAAUUGCUAUUCUUCGAGACAACGCGGAUGACGUCUUGAGCGUCUUGCUCGAUACUAAAGCUAGUGUUGAGAAAAUCAACCAGUCACAAUUGCUUGGAAAACUGCAUCGUGUGGAGUAUGCUGCGUUUAAUACAUAUAACAAGGCAGAUCGACCUCCCCCAAUAUGCUUAGAAGGUACCCGGGUUGAUAUUCUCCACGAAAUUCAGCACUGGGGAGAUGGCCAUCGUGAGGAAUGUAUACUUUGGGUUAAAGGACUUGCUGGGACUGGUAAAUCUACCCUCGCUCGCACUAUCGCCCAUCACUUCCACAAAAAAGGGAGACUUGGAGCAAGCUUUUUCUUCUCGAGGGGUAAGAAAGAUCUUGGGGUUGCCACCGCAGUUUUGACGACUAUUGCUGUCCAGCUAGCCGAGGCCUUGCCCGAUUUGAAAAAUGACAUUUGCGAUGUUAUAGAACAACAUGGUGAUAUUGGCCAGCAACCACUAUAUAACCAGUGGAGGAGACUUAUAUUUCAGCCUCUUCUCAGGUUAGAUAGAAAGUUGCUGUUGCCCAUUGUCUUAGUUUUUGUUCUUGACGCACUUGAUGAGUGCGAAGGUGAUGAGCACCUUGGCGAAAUCCUGCAGCUCCUAACCGAGUUGAGAGAGCUGGAAGUUUUGCAGGUGAAAGUGUUCCUAACUAGCAGACCGGAACGAUCAAUCUACGCUAGUUUCCGCGAACUACCCGACAUCGUCCAUCAUGACCUUACUCUUCACUCAGUCCCCAAAGCCGUCAUCGAGAGCGAUAUCUCAAUUUUCCUGAGACACGAACUAGAGAAAGUUAAAAGCAUACGACGUAUCGACGAACGCUGGCCUGGUGAUGAGAGUAUUCAAACUCUCGUUCAAAAGGCCGACCGUCUUUUCAUCUAUGCCGCGACUGUGUGCCGGUUUAUAGGCGAAUCUCGAUUUCCAGAAAAGCGUAUGGAUGAAAUCCUCCACACAGAGGUUAUGAGCCGGUCGUCCACCAGCGAGCUUGACAGAAUGUAUUCGGAAAUUUUAAAUCACAUUCUCGAUGAAGGCAGCCACGAAGACAAGGAAGAUAUGGUGUUUCUGUUCAAGCAAAUAGUUGGAUCUCUCCUCGUCCUCGCCGAGGCCCUUUCAAGAUCUACGCUGACUUCGGUACUUGACCUUUCAUCAACGGAUAUUACGGAAAUACUCGAAUCCCUUCACUCUGUGUUGGAUAUUCCCGAAGAUGAAAAUUUGCCGAUCCAACUGUUCCACCUCUCUUUUCGAGACUUUGUCUUCAGUGAAGAAAGAUGUGCAAACCCUGCAUUCACUAUCAAAGAAGAAGUCGCACAUGGUGGUUUGCUAAGCAAAUGUCUCAAACUCAUGUCAAAACAUCUGAAACAAGAUAUGUGCGACCUUCGACACCCCGGGACCUCCGUUGCUGACGUGGAAAAAAGUACAGUGGAAAAGUUCCUUCCACAAAGUGUUCAGUAUGCUUGUAAACACUGGAUUCGUCAUCUUGACAAAAGCCAGACUAAGCUCAUCGACAAUGGAGAGGUUCACAUCUUCCUCCAGAAGCACCUUCUUCAUUGGAUUGAAGGUCUUAGCCUCAUGGGGAUUAUAUCGGACGGAAUAGUCAUGGUUAGACUUCUAGAGACGUUAGUUAUGCCAAAAUCCGGGGCCAACUCGUCCUUGUUCUCCUUAGUUUACGAUAUGAAAAGAUUUAUCCUGAACUUUAGAUCCGCCAUCGAAAUUUCCCCGUUGCAAAUAUAUUCUUCAGCUCUUGUGUUUAGUCCGAAAAAAAGCAUAAUCCGCCAGCAAUUCUGGGACCACCUCCCCCCCUGGAUAACGGACGUUGUUUCAGGCGAGGAGGAUUGGAGCCCUUCCCUGCUAACACUCGAGCAUUCGCGUGCGAUCGACGAACUAUUCUUUUCUCCCGAUGGCCAGCUUCUUAUUUCGUCGGAUAUUGACACGGCUAAGGCAUGGGAUACAAUGACUGGCGCUUUUCGAAGUGCCUUUCCCGAUGUUUCGCAAAGUUACUUUGCUGGAGGGACAAAGAAACGGAAAGUGGCACUGUCACCCGACGGCAAAUUCCUCGCUAGCACAUCUGCUUUCGAUGAUAAGAUCAGAAUUUGGGAUUCAAAGAGAGCUGUCAUUCACUCCACUCUUGAAGGUCACGUAGGCCGUGUUAGUUGGAUCGCGUUUUCACCCGAUGGUGAGUAUAUCGCAUCGACAUCUGUGGACAAAAGCAUGCGGCUAUGGGAAGUAAAAUCAGGUCACUCGAAAAUCCUUUUCCGUGAGGAAUCUAAUUUGUCAUUUGAAAAAGCUCAAGCCUUUUCUUUUGAAACCCUAGGUAACAGAAUAACGUUCUCUCCAAACGGUGAAUUCAUUGCUGGAUACAGAGAUGACCAUGACGAUCAUCAAGUUCGGCUCUGGGAUGCGAAAACAAACUGUUCCCUUGGAACCCUCACUCAUUCACACUGUAUUCUAACACUGGAAUUCUCUCAUGAUGGAAAUUGCAUUGCAUCCUCAUCCUUGGAUGGUGCGGUAAGGAUAUGGGAUCCACGCACGGCAACCCUCUGCGGAAUUCUUACGCAAGUCAGAUCAGGGUAUCCAUCUUGGAUGUCGCCGUUUGCCUUUUCGCCGGAUGGCCAAUCAAUUGCGUGUAUAUCACAUGGAUCAAUCGAAGUAUGGGAUGUGAAGACAUUAUCUCUAUACGGUUCCAUUGGAGACAAUACUCAGGUAGUAACAACAUGUAUGGCUUUUUCUCCAGACAGCAAGUUGCUUGUGACAGCUUCAGGGAGAUACUUGAAGCUUUGGGAUCCGCAAACCAAAACUCUACGUGGAAUUCUUGCGGGGCAUACAUCGAACGAUACGAUCAAUGUUGACAUUCUUGAUAUUAAUGAAACUCACAUUUCUGAGCUGAAAUUUAUGGGCAAUGGGCAUUAUGUCGUUUCCUAUUCGACCGAUGAAACAACUGAAUUAUGGGACCCGUCAACGGGCAUCUCAACGUUCACUAUUCCUGAUUUUGUGGAUUUUCGUGAUAAAGUGGAGUUCUCACCUGCAAAUAACCUUCUCGCUUACACGGACGAUGAUACGAUACAUCUUUGGAAAUAUGGUAACCGGGAAAUUCUAUGGCAGCCUCGUGGCGACGGAUAG